Messenger RNA from Meloidogyne enterolobii, 885 nucleotides. The record is from the annotation of a GenBank genome assembly. Lineage: Eukaryota; Metazoa; Nematoda; Chromadorea; Rhabditida; Meloidogynidae.
GUUAUGGCUUUGCGCCGUUAUGGACGCGCGCCGGCGUGUCCCCCCUUAAAACAAACUCCAAAACUCAUCCUCCAGCUAGACUCAAGCGUCACUUUCCCCCUCUUUUGCUUUUAUAAGCGUUGUGUGAACGGAAGCCCUUAACCACCAUUUUAUUAAUUCUUUUUCAUAUGUAACUAUAUAGUCUGUCAAUAAUUAAUACACACAAGAGUUCUCUCUACUAUUAAAAUAUUAUGUUUGUGUGUGUUAAGAUGCCGAAUCACUCUGUCCUUUUGUUUCUAAGGUGUAAGGUUUUGUUUCCUUUUAUCGUUCGUCAUUUCCGUUUAUUAACUCUCCCAUUUUUCAGAUUAUUUUUAAUUUUAUAUGGUUUUGAACCUGUUUUUUUAGGUUGUUUCUAUUUAUCAACAAACUUCCUUUUUACCAAACUUUCCUUCUUCCAAACCUGCCUUUCCAAACUUCCUUUUUCCCCUUAAAUCUCCCCUUAGACCUCUACAUUGUCCCUAUUGUCUUAUACUUCUUUCCUUUAGGCUUUAUUCUAGCAGACCCUCUAUUUUGUAACCCCGAAUCUCCCCUUAGAACUCUCUAUUGUCCCUCUAUGUUUUGUUGCCCCUUCUUUUUCGUGGUCCUUAGUGGUCAAAGGUCCUUAGUUUUUCCUUAGUCACAAAGGUCCUUAGAGAUAGGGAGUUGAAAGUAAGGUGGAAAGAUCCAGGUUCGAUCGCUGAUUUUUUGAUUGGCCUAGGUCCCAUUAGAGCCUAAGAAAAAUACAAGAAGCUAAAAUUAUGUCCGAGUCUUGAACCUUGAUCAGUCCUCAGGCGGUCUGAUUUACCAAGGUGUCGGAAAUCGCAAUUUCGACCGACCUUUUUGUACUUCUUACGUCAGCAUAAUUCG